UCCCAAAUAUACAUUAACAUCUUUAAUCACGCAAAUGAUAUAAUUGUGCUGUUUUAGAAGACUGAUAAUCAUACAUCUGAAUUUAUUAAUAGUUAUUUGUUCACUACAUACGUUAUUUUUGUUUUUUUAGGUCAAAAUGGGUCGCCGACCAGCAAGAUGUUAUCGCUAUUGUAAAAACAAACCGUACCCAAAAUCUCGGUUUUGUCGUGGUGUGCCAGACCCCAAGAUCAGAAUUUUCGAUUUGGGAAAAAAGAAGGCAUCAGUUGAAGACUUCCCACUUUGUGUACAUCUUGUGUCCGACGAGUAUGAACAGCUUAGUUCUGAAGCACUUGAAGCAGGACGUAUUUGUGCAAACAAAUACAUGGUCAAGAACGCUGGUAAGGACCAGUUCCACAUCAGAAUGCGGCUUCAUCCGUUCCAUGUUAUAAGGAUCAACAAAAUGUUGUCCUGUGCUGGAGCUGACAGGCUCCAAACUGGGAUGCGUGGUGCCUUUGGUAAGCCACAAGGAACCGUGGCACGAGUACGCAUUGGACAGCCCAUCAUGAGCAUCAGGUCGUCCGAUCGUCAUAAGGCGGCUGUUAUCGAAGCUCUUCGCCGUGCCAAGUUCAAGUUCCCUGGCCGUCAAAAGAUCUAUGUCUCCAAGAAGUGGGGCUUCACGAAGUACGAGCGCGAUGAGUAUGAACAAUUGAGAAACGAUGGUCGUCUCGCUCCUGACGGCUGUAAUGUUAAAUAUUUACCAGAACAUGGACCUCUUGAUAACUGGAAAAAGUUUAGGGAAAUUUUGGCCGCUUGAUUGAUUACUUAUGUGAUUUGUAUUCAACUAUGAAUAAAAAAUUUUUAAAUCUAUUUAAA
Molecule: messenger RNA, 852 nt
Organism: Copidosoma floridanum
Lineage: Eukaryota; Metazoa; Arthropoda; Insecta; Hymenoptera; Encyrtidae
Gene: RpL10
Product: ribosomal protein L10
Biological process (GO): translation
Cellular component (GO): ribosome
Molecular function (GO): structural constituent of ribosome
Source: RefSeq, a predicted model, not a curated record